Messenger RNA from Oncorhynchus kisutch (coho salmon), 6239 nucleotides. RefSeq names its product methyl-CpG-binding domain protein 5. Gene Ontology annotation, molecular function: chromatin binding; DNA binding. The transcript is spliced from 14 exons. The coding region runs from base 488 to 5128 and encodes 1546 amino acids. The record is from RefSeq and is a predicted model, not a curated record. Lineage: Eukaryota; Metazoa; Chordata; Actinopteri; Salmoniformes; Salmonidae. Gene Ontology annotation, cellular component: chromocenter; nucleus.
CGCAUGCUCCAUAGAAAACUCCAUUAUUUUUUUUGCACGGAAUCUGCAAGAAAAAAUAAUAACUGUGAAAUAGAGAUUAAAAGGUGCAUCGGAUGAGCUCCAUUUUUGCUAAACAUACACCAGCUUGAUCGAACAGUGUCUGGAGAUAACGACUGAAUAAUUUGGCGACACGAUCAGACAUCCUUGGGUCUUGGGACACUCCAGAAUCAAUCAAACUGUGGCCUUAGUGUCAGCUGCAGAGUUUUGGAGAAGUUGACCUCUGAAGCAGGGCCAGAAGACUUAACGUUAGUUCUUGGAGAGUUCUGCAAGGUGUUGGGGGGUGGUUGGCAGAGUGUGUGUGCUUCUCCCCUGACACAAUGGCCUUCACACGGUGGAUACCAUAGCCAAUAAUAUAUUUGGCAUUUCAAAGAUGACAAGGUGUUCGGAGACGCAGAUAGCUAAUUAGCACAAUUGGUCGACUCUGUUUUCCGUAAACAGACGCUGUAACAUGGAAAUAUGGCCGUGUGGGAACCCCAACCCUAUAAAGGUGCUGCAAAGCAGUUUUUACAAAAUGAUGGGAGGCAGUGAGAGUGGCAGUGGAGACAAGGAUGGAGUUCACACUGUGGCAAUACAAGUCCCCAUUGGCUGGCAGAGGAGAGCGAAGGACGGGCUUGUGGUGUAUGUCAGUCCAAGUGGCGCAGUCCUGUCCUCACUGGAAGAGGUUAAGUCAUAUCUGUUGACCGAUGGCACAUGCAAGUGUGGCCUCGAGUGUCCGCUGGUCAUCCACAAGGUGUUUAACUUUAGCCUAAGCGUCAAAAUUCAACAGCACAGCCAGCCGGUGGGGAAGGCAGAGCAGGACAUGACAAAGCUCUGUAACCAUCGGAGGAAAGUGGUUGCCAUGGCAGCGCUCUGUCGCAGUAUGCAGGCUUCACAACUGCCCUAUGUUGCCCGUCACACAGAGGUCACCAGUGGCAUUAUGGAGAACAGAGAUCCUAAGAGGAUGAGAGUGGACAGGGAAGAAAAAGAACGUGGCACUUACACCUCCAAACACCAUCUAGUCCAGUCCAGGCCCAACAAUAACCUCCACCCCAACUCUUGUGGCAGUCCUAAAAAUUCUCCCCAACUUGUGUAUUCUUACAAUGGCUCCUCACCCCUCUCACACAAUAGCACUAACUCUUAUCACACGCCUGAUAUUUUGAGGAGACUGCCACCUCCUCUCAAUCUCCCCCCCAACACCUCUCCAUUCUCCAGCUAUGGGGCACCUCAGAGGUCCCCACGCACACCAACGCCUCAGAAUCUCAGUCAGGGUCAGAGGGCACCACAGACUCCAGAAGCCCUCAAAUCUCCUCAUAUGGGGCCCCUCUCUCCCCCUCCCUCCUCCCCUGGGACACUGGGGAGGGGAGGGCAGAGUCAUCAACAUGGUAUCAUCGUUGGGUCUCCCCUGUCCCCCUCAUGUUCCCCCUCUCCCUCUGUGAGUAUGAACUGCCCCUCUCCCCGCCAGCGCUCACGCCACCCCUCCGCCUCUUCUGCUCACUCUGAGCAGGGGGUGGGAGGGGUGGUGCUUGGUGGCUACCCCCCCAGAAGGAUAUCCUCUUCCUCCUCACACUCUCCUAUACCAGGGGGGUCCCCUAUCCUCCAUUUCUCAAAAUACAAGCUUGAGGACAUCUUAGAGCAGAUUAAGAACUCUGGCAACAGUAGCACUAAUAAUCACAUCCUUCACCCAAACUCACUGAGCAACCAAAACAAUCCUCAUAUCCUCUCUCUAGCUCUUGAAAAGGUUGGGAUGCCCACAAAGGCACCUGCUUCUGCCUCAGGCAUGGAGAUCAGUGCUGGUCCUUCUGGUUUGCCUCUUGGAAAGUUCUUGAACCACCAGAAGCAACCCCACCCAGCUUCUUUUCCUGCCAGCAGUCUCCUCUCGGCAGCAGCCAAGGCCCAGCUGGCCAGCCAGAUGAUUCACAACCAGAGCUCCAAUUCGCGCAGCAUCCUCAACUCAGCCCUCUCUUUGGAGGUCUCGAGGGAGUCUAAGCAAUUGAAGGUAACAAACAGCACUUUACACAACAGCCUUCCCUCAAUCGCUAGGCCCCUGUCUGCAGCCUCCCCCCUGCUUUCCCUCUCCCAGCCCCUAGCCUCCAGUCCCCUUCACCUCUCCCGUACGGACCGGACAUCCCACAGGAAGCGGCAGCGGCGUUCGCCCACAGUGCUCAGCAUGCUGAAGGAGUCCCAGAUGACCGGUCCCAGAACCCCCGGCGAUGUGCUCAACCUCUCCUCGCACUCUCAACCCUCCUCUACCUCAGCCUCGCCCUACCCCGCCAUGUUAGAGAACCACCUCCAGGCCUUAAGGCUCUCAGUCCGGCACUCUGGCACACUCGCAGGGCCCCAGAAGCAGCCUGACGGCGCCCUGGAUUUCACAACAAUCAUGGCAGGUCAACCGGAUCCCCCCACCCAGCCUCUCUCUGCUCUGCUUCACCUGCUCAGUGUGCAGAACGCUCAAGCCACUGGAGCCCAGCCCGGCUCUGGACACUGCACAGGAGGCAUGAGGCAGAGCCCCAGGCAGUCUCCCUCGCCCUCCCAUUUAAACAUCAGACCAUUCCCUGUGCAGUCCCCCACUAAUCACAGUACCACACAAGGCCCAUCACAGCCCCUCUCUCCCUCUCAGUCAAAGUCCAGGCGAGGUAAUGCACAGUCUCCGUCUCGACCACAUACGAGGACUAGUCCCAAACAGAGACGGUCUCCUUCCAUGGCCCUGUCCAACACUCAGUCAGCACAAUAUUGCAGUAGCCCCUCGCCCACCCCACACACCCCUAAUAGGUUGUGGCAGGCCCAAAACCAACCUAUGGAUGCCACCACCAUCCAGUCACCCAUUGGCCAGGCCUUUCCUGAAGUCAGUGAAUCAAUGGAGAUGGAGAGCAUGUCAACACUAGGCCCUGGUCUCAACAGCACCUCUACCUCCAACCAUAGCAGCAGCGUCACCAGCUACAGCAGCACCACCUCCCCCAGACCCCUGGAUCUCAGUAACCACAUGCUGGCACUGCUGGCAGCCUCUUCCACCACACCUAUUGGGGAGGGGGGCCUGGACAGAACCACCGGCAACAACACUACAGGGGUGCAAGAGCCUCAGAGUGUUGAUCAUCAGGGCUCCACAGUGACCAAACCCCCGGGAGGCUGCAGCCCCCAGGCCCUGGGGGACUCCACUUGCUCCUUACCCCUGGCUGAAGCCUUCCCCUUCAUGAGUCAGGAGCAGCUUCUCCAGCUUCUAUCUGCCACAGCCGGCCUGCCCUCCCUCCUGGACCCCACCAUCCUGGGCUCUCUGCCCCUGGGCCUGUGGAUUGGCGGUCAGCAGGGUCACCUCCCCAUCUCCAACACACCUCAGCAACACCAUCAACUGCCCGAUCAACAACAACUACUACAACAAUCAGAACAACAACUACUGUUACAGCAUGAGCAACAGCAGAAACAACACCAGACUGCCCAUCUGAACCACAACUUUCCAUUUAGCUUAUUCCCCUGUCUAAUGGGAGGUCAGGGAGAGCUGCCUCUGAAUCUCCUGGGUCUGUUGAACCCACUGCUACCCCCUUCUGCUGCCCCUACCCCAGGCCAGGAGUGUGAUCUGGGGAUGGGGGAGAAGCUGGGCCUCCAGGCUCUCCUCAUGGCCUCCCUGCUACUAGGCCAGCAGCAGACUGCCAUGUUGCCCCUGUCUGGGCUUGGCCAGCUGAGCCUGGACCUCCCCUUCCGGCAGCACAUCCCAGCCCUGUUGGACGGUUUGUCUCUGGAUAAAGGGUCUGGACUCCUGGACCCGUCAUCCCUCCCCGGCCCUGGGCUUCUUGAGGCCCUCCAGGGCCUGCUUCCCCCAGCUGAUGGGCACCUCCAGGCCCUGCAGUCGCUCCUGCUCUCCACCCCCCUGCCUCCCCCGGCCUUCCUUUCCCUCAGCCCUGAUCUGCUAACUGCUGCCCUGGGCUCUACUGGCCUCCCGCCUGCCCCUCAUCUCCCCCUAACACAGCAACCCCCACCUCAGGUCUCAGCUUCAGGCCAUGAUGGGGGGAUGGAAACUCUAAUCCCCCUGUCUGUCCAGGGAAAGGACAACCCUGUCCUCCACCAGUUACUGCCUACUCUCCUCAACCCAGGGGUUCUAGGAGACCUGUCUGCUCUGACCAGCCUCCACAGUCUUCUGGGGCUAGGUGCAGGCCCUCUCUUCCUGCCCCCCGUACAGGCCUCUGCCUUGGGCAUGCCUCUGCUCCAGGGCCCUGAUGGGGCCAUCAACCUCCUCAACAACAUCCAGCUCAACAUGGCACCACCCUCAGAGGGAGAAAAGCCAAUCUCCUUACAGGAAACAGACAGCUCCUCCCUUCAGGAGGAUAUUCCAGCCAAUCGGCUUACCCCAGAGACUGCGCCCAGCCCCUGUCCCGCCCUGGCCCCCGUGUCCCAGCGUGGAGAGGGCUCCGUGGUGAGCGUCCUGGACCCCUACACUUCCUUCAUGGACACUAUCUACACCUCCUUCCUCCAGGUCAGUGCUAAAGAGCAGGAAGCAGUUCAGUCUGGGGCGGAUGCCUUCGGUGCCUUACCGCCCUCCUACCCUGGGGAGCGCCGUUCCCCCUCCGCUCUCCUCCCUCAGGUCAGUGCCCCCCUCUCCCUGAGCCCUCGGCAGGCCUGCACCCUGAGGAACCUGGACCUGUCCCGGCUCAAUAUGGAGGCAGCCCACUCCCCGGCUCAGGGCACCCCUAAACCCAGCAACGAUGGCUCCAACACGCCCCCGCAGAACAAGUUGGAAUUCCCAGAGUGUCACACUAACCCUCCUCUGCUUCCCAUCUACCUGGAGGAAGCCAAGACAGACUCGUACAGCCAGGCUGUGUCAGAUCGGCAGGGGGACAGACCCCAGGCAGGAGGGUACCAGAGUCCCAGAGACGGGAGCAGCUGCCCCAAGGAGGAGACUGGGGCUCUACAGCACACGGAGCAGGGCAGGAACCAAACUGCACAAAUGGGGGGAGCCAGAAGAGGCAGGAAAAGGAAACAAACGCUACAGAAUGUGCUAGAAGACUUCAGAGAACUGGAUUCUCCAGCCCUAGAGGAACCUAAACCCAGGGUGGUGCUGCUGAAGCCUGAGAGGUCGGUCCGGGGCAGGAGGCGGCGGGGAGCCAGGUCCCAGAGACAGUGACGGGAGCAGGUUCACCCCAACCCCGCCCCUAUCACUGCUUUAUAUUGUCCAAGCUCCCCCACUCUGUUUUUACACUGCACUAAUAUAUUGUCAUGCCAACCUCUUACCUUUUGAAUGGGAGUGAUCUAGAUGAAAAAAUGAAAAAUAGUUAUGUGGAUGCUUUCACUUAGGUCCUCUCUUAAGUCUGUGUGGUUGCUUGACAUUGUGAUUGAUUGAGAUCCGUUAUGAUGUAAGUGUUAGAAUUAUGUCUACAAAAAACUGCACUGUUUCUCAGUGUGUUUACUGUGAGUCAGGAUAAGAGUAUCUACUUGAAUGACCUACAUUUGCGCUCUGUUUGAGAUUGUAUGAUGUCUGUGUGCGUGUGGAUUGUGCACAUUUGGGUGUUCAAGAUGCUCACGGUAGAAGUUGCCCCUGACCACAGAUCUAGAAUCAGAUUACCUAGGGGGGGGGGGGGGGGGGGGGGGGGGGUUGUGUAUCACCAAGCAGAUGAGUUAGCCAGCUAAGUGUACUGCCUAAAUAAUCUGAAGUCACAUUUUCAAAUUCAGAAAGAUCGAUGUGAAAUUGGCAAGACUCGACACUUCCAACAACCCACAUUCAAGAUAAGCUUUCUUAUAGAACCUGCUCUAUAAAGUGGUCAUGCUUUGUGAUACACCCCUUUGUAUGUUCUCUGUGGUGUGUUUAGUAAACGAUGCACAUUUCAAUUAGGUCCUUUCACAGGGGGAAUGGCUGAUGAAAAAGUGUGAGCUAUGUGUGGGUUUUUAACUCAAUGUAUUUUUGGGUGGGAUGUAGUUGUACUUUCUCUCAUUGUCCUUCGGAUCGCUGUGCUAUACACUAUUACAGCCCAGUAAUGCUGGCAUAUCUUAUUUAAAUGAAAAGAAGCAGAUUAUGCAAUUUCUACACAUGGAGAUUUGUAAAUAUGUACAGUUAAUGUGUUUUAUUUUAUAUUGUUAGAGACAAUGAAUUGUGAAUUUUCGGGGAAUUGUAAUUAAGUAUUUUCUCAUUCUACCCUUGCUUUCAAUACUUAUGUUAAAAGAAUAUUAAAUUGUUGACUGUAGCUUUCUUUUUAUAUGGGAGUCUUUUUUUUAUUUAAUAUUAAACUAUUUACAGAAAA